UUCUUCUUUUCUUCCUAAAUGGAUUGGAUCAGAGGACAAACCAUAGGCCACGGCUCCUCUGCUGCCGUCUGGGCCGCCAAAUCACGUUUCUCAGGUGAAGUUUUUGCUGUUAAGUCAGUGGAGCUAUCCCAGUCACAGUUAUUACAAAAGGAGCAGAAAAUUCUGUCCCAAUUGAGCUCCCCUUAUAUAGUUAGCUACAAGGGGUACGAUGUUACAAAAGAGAAGGACAAACUCAUGUUUAAUCUUAUGAUGGAGUAUAUGCCGGACGGCACACUUUCUGAUGAAAUUCGAAAACAGGAUGGUUGGGUUAACGAACCGUUGAUCGGGUAUUAUACGAAGCAAAUUGUACAAGGAUUAGAGUACUUACAUUCAAGGGGCAUAGCACACUGUGACAUUAAGGGGCAAAACAUUUUGUUAAGUAAAACCGGUGCCAAAAUCGCAGAUUUUGGUUGUUCCAGGUGGGUUGAUCCGGCGAACAGGGACGGUGGAAUUGGAGGAACGCCGAUGUUCAUGGCACCAGAGGUGGCGCGUGGGGAAGAACAAGGGUGUCCAGCAGAUAUUUGGGGAUUGGGAUGUACAAUUAUUGAAAUGGCCACUGGUGGAUCACCAUGGACUAAUGUGACAAACUCAGCUUCAUUACUUUACAAAAUUGCAUUUUCUGGGCAAUCCCCUGAAAUCCCAAAAUUUCUCUCUUUACAAGCAAGGGAUUUCUUAAGCAAAUGCUUGAUAAGAGAUCCAAGAGAAAGAUGGACAGCUAAAGAGCUCCUCAAACAUCCAUUUCUUGAAGAAUUAAAUAUGAAUUCUACUUCAACAAAUCAAAAUUUUGUGACGAGGUCGCCAACAAGCAUUCUUGAUCAAGACAUAUGGAAUUCAGUAGCGGAAUCAGAAAACAUGGAUUCUACAGUUUUACAAGAAGUUACUUCUCCUCUGCAAAGAUUAAGAGAUUUGAGUUCAAAUUCAGGAGAAUUGAAUUGGAGAUGGAAUGAUGAUCAGAUGUGGAUCACAGUUAGAAGUAGCAAUACUGAAUAACUCAUAGAACAAUGAU
This is a messenger RNA of Solanum stenotomum, 1045 nucleotides long. RefSeq names its product mitogen-activated protein kinase kinase kinase 17-like. NCBI's taxonomy places the organism in Eukaryota, Viridiplantae, Streptophyta, Magnoliopsida, Solanales, Solanaceae. Gene Ontology annotation, biological process: protein phosphorylation. The record is from RefSeq and is a predicted model, not a curated record. The transcript has a single exon. The coding region runs from base 19 to 1029 and encodes 336 amino acids. Gene Ontology annotation, molecular function: ATP binding; protein kinase activity.